GCGAGCACCGCGCCGACUCCGAGUCCGAGCUGUCUGUCUGCUGCCAGGGGCGGACAUGUUGGGGCGGCCUGUUGGAGGACAGUACCACAUAUAUUUCUAAUUUUACCGGAGAAAGUGACCGCAAAGCAGAGACGGGACACCAUGGAUGCCGUCAACGCUUUUAAUCAUGAGUUGUUCUCCUUGAUGGACACCAAGCCUCCCAUCUCGAGGGCCAAGAUGAUCUCCAUUACCAAAUCUGCCAUAAAAGCCAUUAAAUUAUACAAGCAUGUUGUCCAAAUCGUAGAAAAGUUCAUUAAGAAGUGCAAACCCGAGUAUAAAGUUCCAGGACUCUACGUAGUGGAUUCCAUCGUGAGACAGUCACGGCAUCAGUUUGGAGCCGAUAAAGAUGUGUUUGGACCUAGGUUCACCAAAAACAUCACAGGAACAUUUGAGAAUCUAUGCUUGUGUCCCACAGAAGAUAGGAGUAAGAUAGUGAGAGUGCUGAACCUGUGGCAGAAGAAUGGAGUGUUUAAGAUCGAGGUCAUUCAGCCUCUGUUGGACAUGGCUGCUGGAUCCAGCAGCUCAACAGGAUUGGACAAUGGCCCUGAUGGGGCAUCUCCACAGUCUCCUGUGAGGGAGCAGGAGGCUCAUCCUGUGGUGACGCCAAACACGAUCGCAGCAGCUGUGCCUCAGCUUCAGAACUCAGAUGCCUUUGCGGCUGUUGCUCAGCUAAUUCAGUCUUCUCAAGGACAGCAGCUUCAGCAGAUGCUUCAGAACUUUCAGCCGCCGGGGAAACCUCAGUCUCCAGCUGUGGACAAUAACAGAAGUCACCUCCACCUACAGGCUCAGGCUAUGACUGCCACCUCUACGCUCACACAUCAGCACAUCCAUCACGCACCACAGCCUGUGGAAAAGAAAGCCACCUUCGACAAGACCCUUCUGGAUCGCUUUGAUUAUGACGAUGAGCCAGAAGCGGGUGAGGAAGCUAAGAAGGAUGAAACGCCGUCUGUCCAACCUACUAUGGGAUUUCCUGAGCAGACCGUCCCAGGAUUUCCACCAGCCAAUCAGCUGCAGCACUUUCAACAACAUAUGAUGGCCGUAUCACAGCGGCAACAGGUUGUUCUACCUUCGAAUGGACAGGUCCAAGGCUUUGGUCUAAUGACCUCUCAACCCUAUCCAGACAUGAUGCCUCAGAUGGGGCAGGCACAUGCAGCUUUCCCACCUCAGAAUGACACCUUCAAUCAACACAUGGCUGGACAUCAGCAUCCGGAAAUGAUGAAUUCAGAUGCAUCCACCAGGCCUUACCCCGAUGGCAAGAGGUCACGGUCGCGUUCAGGGUCGAGAUCUCCUAAAAGAAGAAGGUCACGAUCCAAUUCCCGUACGAGACGAAUGCGGCAUCGACGGUCGCGCUCUCGUUCUCGAGAGCGACGGCGUCAGUCGCCUCGAUCGCGGUCUCAGGAAAGAAGAGACAGAGAAAAAGAACGAGAACGAAGGCAGAAAGGCCUUCCUCCUGUAAAGAAUAACACUCUCAGUGUGUGCAGUACUACUCUCUGGGUGGGGCAGCUAGAUAAAAGGACACAGCAGCAGGACGUGGCCUGUUUACUAGAGGAGUUCGGGCAGAUAGAUUCAAUUAAUAUGAUUCCUCCUCGUGGUUGUGCCUACAUUGUCAUGAUUCAUCGUCAGGAUGCCUAUCGAGCCUUGCAGAAACUAAGUAGAGGUCCAUACAAAGUCAACCAGAAAGCCAUUAAGAUUGCCUGGGCUCUGAAUAAGGGCAUUAAGGCUGAAUUCAAGCAGUAUUGGGAUGUGGAGUUGGGUGUGACCUAUGUACCAUGGUCCAAAGUAAAGAUGGAGGACCUGGAUGUGUUUAGAGAAGGAGGGAUGCUGGACCCUGAUACUCUUGCACCAGAGUGGAGAAGCUCUCAGAUUGAGCUGGAGAAGGCAGAAGAGUCUCAAAACGGCAGGCCUGAGGUGGGAAAAGUGGAGGAGAGCCCGGCUGUAGUACCUAUGCAGGUUCCUCCUGUCCAGCCUAUGGGAGCAGUUGGUGUCCCACCUCCAGGAUUCCCAGGACCCAUGAACAUCCCACCUCCCUCAUUCCCACCUGGGGUUCCCCCACCCCCGGGUCCCUUCAUACGGCCGGGCUUUAACCCCAUGCAGAUGCCUCCAGGAUUUCUCCCCCCAGGUGCCAUGCCUCCUCUAGGUGCCAGUGGGCCUCCUCCACCUACAGCAGGGAUCGGCAUGCCUCCAGUUGGCAGCUCAGUUGAAGACCUUUCGAACGAUCCAGCAGGUAUGGGCCCAAGAAUCAACAGUGAUGGAACAGAGGGAUUCAACUCAGGAAACCAGGUGCCUCCUGGAGGUCCACCAGGCAUGGGCAUGCAGUCUCCACCAGGUCUUCUAGGUUCAAGGCCGGGUAUGAUGCCUCUCCAGCGGCCCCCGGGGAUGCCGCUCCCACACAUGCAGCGCUUCCCCAUUCCACCUCCUCGACCUGGCAUGCCACCCAUCCCACCACAAAUGAUGCCACCCAGGGGUCCACCUCAGAUGAUGCACCGAGAGCCACCACCCGGAGGCUUCGGCAUGCCACCUCCUCCUCAUGGCAUGAGGGGUCCCUUCCCACCUCCAGGUCCUCCCUUCAUGAGACCUGGCGGACCCAGACCAGACGGGCCGAAUGAUCACGAGGUGAGACCGUUCAGAGGCGAGCGCCCUGGUUUAGGAAGGGGCAGAGAUCGAGAGCAGGACUGGUACGGAGGGCGGCGCCCUUUCGGUGAGAGGCCGGAAGGUCGCGAGCGAUUUGGAGGCUGGCACGAGGAGCCGGAAAAACAAGGCGGGUGGGACCGAGAGAGAGAACGCAGGGACUGGAGGAGAAGUCCGGAUGGAGAUAGGGAUCGAGAUCGAGAUCGAGAUCGAGAUAGAGAUCGAGGACGGGAUGGUGAAGAACGGACAAGGCGCUCUGCAGGAAGCAGAGAGAGGAGCACACGCUGGGACAGAGACGAUAGACUCGAUCGACUGGGUCUCACCAGCGAGGAACCCAACGAGAGACUUGCAGCCAGUACCAACGAGCCUAGUGCAAACGCUACUAAAGAACUUCCCGAAGCCAAGCCAGAUGUUCCAGCACCUUCCACCGCAGACUCAAAAGCCUCAGAACCUAUAGCAGAGAACAAAUCUGCCGAGCAAACACACGCGGAAGAAUCAUAGAGGCCUCUUUAUAUGUCAAGACCAUAUGAGCUUCUCACAUGUCAGUGCUAAUCUUGAAUACUGCUGGCUAGAAAGCAAGUCCAACUGUUGUGGGAUGCUUUACGCACGCAUACGAUGCUUGGUUUUUCAUCCUAAACCAAGUUUUUCAGACUUUAUAAAGCAUCUUUUGGCAAACGUGGAGCGUUGCCUUGUGAAUUUAUUGUCCCACCUCAAUGAAGCUUGAAUGUUGUAUUAAAACUGAAGAUAAGGAAAAGAAACGAUUAAUGAUCCUGCUGUAAAUAUGCUAACAUUACUCGAAUAAUGUUUGUAGAUUUUGACUGGCCGGUUGUUUUUUUUUGGUUUUUGUUUUACAAAGAUAUCCCUGUUGAGUUUCAGUAAUGGAAACAUUGACUAAAAUAUGACAUUAAGACCCUUUUGCUGUAAUGUUUUUAACUUAAUGUUUACAACAUACAGAAAAAAAAAAACAAAAAAAAAAAACACAAGAUGUUUUUAUAAUUUUUAAGUUUUUGGAGAUAGCACCUCCAAAUAUUUCAGUGAUAGGAAUUUGGUUUUAAUAAAAUAUUUUCAUACCAAAUGAAUGAACUGACUUGUAUGCAAGUUGUUUCAGUCUUUUUAUCCCAUACCCUAGUGAUUUAUAUAAGUAUUUGUGCCAACUAGUAAGGUUAAGAAGUUUAAAACUAAAUAAACUGAUUACUGUUUACUGGGCCUUAUGGCAUAUACAGCCAUACUGUGGUAUUUAUCUCGUGACUCUAUUUCUAAACCAUUCGUUAUGGUUUGAAUAGGAUCUAUGUCUAUAUGAAUAGGCCAUGACUGUGGAAUUAGCCAAAAUCAUGUGACCGUAUGUCAAGGUCAAAGUGACAACCUUGUGCUUUGAUUUAUCAGUUGCUAUAUCUCAUGUAUGUGACCCUGGACCAAAAAAACUGUCGUUUGUAGCACAGGUAUAUUUGUAGCAAUAGCCAAAAAUACAUUGUAUGGGUCGAAAUUAUCAUUU
Labeo rohita (rohu) is the source of this 4159-nucleotide messenger RNA. RefSeq names its product SR-related CTD-associated factor 4a (gene scaf4a). The transcript is spliced from 20 exons. Lineage: Eukaryota; Metazoa; Chordata; Actinopteri; Cypriniformes; Cyprinidae. Gene Ontology annotation, cellular component: nucleus. The coding region runs from base 142 to 3168 and encodes 1008 amino acids. Gene Ontology annotation, biological process: negative regulation of termination of RNA polymerase II transcription, poly(A)-coupled. Gene Ontology annotation, molecular function: RNA polymerase II C-terminal domain phosphoserine binding; RNA binding. The record is from RefSeq and is a predicted model, not a curated record.